Molecule: messenger RNA, 373 nt
Organism: Amoebophrya sp. A25
Lineage: Eukaryota; Dinophyceae; Syndiniales; Amoebophryaceae
Source: the annotation of a GenBank genome assembly
CGAGAGGCUUAUCAUCACCAUGAUGAAAAUGCUCAGGUGGAUUUUUGUAGCAUGGUCUCCUCAGCUCAACUACAGCGGCAUUGCGCUCCACAAUCUUGAAGAAUUAGUAAGCCAAUGACAGGCGCUCGCUUGGAUGGUCAUUCCGGUGCCGCUUCAGCUCCUUUUCCUGAUUGUCUCUGUCGCUGCGACAACGUUUUUGAGCCCUGAAGACCGUAUUAUGGCUGAGAUUGUCAAGAGCUAUGGGACUGACACAGCGCCAAAUCGGUAUGAUCUCUCGGACCCGAGCGCUCCUGUUACGGUCCACUUCGGCAUCGCCGUUUUCGCGGUCCAGCAGCUAGAUCUUGUGCCAGGAACCCAGUUGCUGAACAUAUGA